CCCACCGCUACGAGGUUAGCCGGGCACCACGAUGCGGGUAUGGCUCGCCGACUCUGCCGUCUCCCUCGCUUCUUCCCCCUCGCCGCCGCCGCCUCCAAGCCCCACCCCCACCUCGUCCCCUUCGCCUUAAACCCUAACCCCGCUCCUCUGCUCCCGUCCUUCUCGCGGCCGCCGCCUUCGCUUCCCACUCUCUCUCGCCUCUUCUCCUCCUCCGCGGGUGGUUCCAGCAUGGUGGUCGUCGGAUCGGCGGACUCCUUCACCAGCGUCCUCUCCAAGGUGCAAGAUGAGAAGCUACCGGCUGUGUUCUACUACACUGCGGUGUGGUGCGGGCCGUGUAGGGCGAUUGCACCUGUGAUAUCAAAGCUGAGCAGCCGGUAUCCUAAUAUACCUGUGUAUAAAGUUGACAUUGACAUGGAAGGAUUAGGAAGCAAACUGGGUGAUCUCAAAAUAUUCUCGGUGCCUACGUUCCAUUUCUAUCACAAAGGUCAGAAGACUAGUGAGAUAGUGGGUGCUGAUGUUAAAAAACUUGAAGCUGCCAUGGAAAGUCUCCACAAGCAACAGUAGAAGCUUCAGAGAAUAGCGUAACUUGGAAGGACUCGGUUCCUAUUUUCUUUUGUUCAUGUGAAGAAGUCGUGAUGCUUGUGAUUCCUAUUAACGUGUUUGACAUUGGAUCUUGAGCUUAAGCAACUUUGUUCAGAUAUUUAUUAUGUUUGGAUUGAGGGAGAAAUGGGUUAGAAAUAAAGCGGACCUUGAUUAA
This is a messenger RNA of Phragmites australis (common reed), 757 nucleotides long. RefSeq names its product thioredoxin O, mitochondrial-like. The transcript is spliced from 7 exons. NCBI's taxonomy places the organism in Eukaryota, Viridiplantae, Streptophyta, Magnoliopsida, Poales, Poaceae. The coding region runs from base 40 to 564 and encodes 174 amino acids. The record is from RefSeq and is a predicted model, not a curated record.